AUGUCAUUCUGUUGUGGAGUAGAAUCGGUAGUUAUAUUAGGCUUCGGUCGGUGGGCCUGGAAACGUUGCACAUACAUUGGUGCUAAUGACAGUGCCAACUGGACAUUAGCAACCCCAGAAGAGUUUGAACCAGUCCCUCGUAUUUGUCGUUUAAUCCUUGCUGUCUACGAACCUGACCUUCACAACCCUCAUUACAUUCCUCAACAUGGUUACCGCUUAAACCCUGAUUGGGUUUUCAAGCGUGUAACUUAUGAGCAAACACAAGGGCGUGCCCCUCCUUAUAUAAUUUACAUAGAUCAUGAUCAUCAAGAGAUUGUUUUGGCGGUUCGAGGAUUGAAUUUGUACAAAGAGAGUGAUUAUAAAACGUUGUUGGAUAAUAGGUUAGGAAUGCAGAUGUUUGAUGGAGGUUUUGUGCAUCAUGGGUUGUUGAAAUCUGCUGUUUGGUUGUUGAAUGAAGAAGGGGAGACAUUGAAGAGGUUGUGGGAGGAGAAUGGAAAAAAUUAUGAUAUGGUUUUUGCUGGACAUUCUUUAGGGUCUGGUGUAGCGUCUUUGUUAACUAUUAUUGUGGUUAAUCACAGAGAUAAGUUAGGUGGGGUUCCUAGAGAGAAGAUUAGGUGUUAUGCCAUGGCUCCAGCGAGGUGUAUGUCACUGAAUUUGGCUGUCAAGUAUGCUGAUGUUAUUCAGUCUAUAAUUUUGCAGGAUGAUUUCUUGCCAAGAACUGCUACUCCAUUGGAAGAUAUCUUUAAAUCAAUUUUCUGCUUGCCCUGCUUGUUGUUUGUGGUUUGCUUGAGAGAUACCUUCAUUCCAGAAGGUAGAAAGCUUAGAGAUCCAAGAAGACUCUAUGCUCCUGGACGAAUGUAUCAUAUUGUAGAGAGAAGAUUUUGCAGAUGUGGGAGGUUUCCUCCGGAAGUCAGAACUGCUAUUCCCGUAGAUGGAAGAUUUGAACACAUUGUCUUGUCAUGUAAUGCCACAUCUGAUCAUGGAAUUAUUUGGAUAGAAAGGGAAUCAGAGAAAGCCUUGGAGAAAAUGAAGGAAAUCAGUUCUGAAACCAUCACAACUCCUCCGAAAGUACAGAAAUUUGAAAGGAUGCAGACAAUUGAACAAGAACACAGGGAUGCAUUGGAAAGAGCAGUGAGUUUAAAUAUUCCUCAUGCGGUGGCCACCCCUAAUGCAGAACCCAGCAAGGAUAAUGGGACGGCAUGUUCCCAGUCGGAGGGUGAACAAGCCUCAAAAACCAAGUCUACCUCCAGUGGCGGAACGACUAACUGGGAUGAAGUGGUUAAAAAACUUUUCAAGAAGGGCGAGUCAGGACACCUUGUUAUAAACAAAGAUCUAACUGCCCCAAAUAGCAACAUUUCUGUUCAAUUUUCGUGA
Messenger RNA from Dovyalis caffra, 1374 nucleotides. The record is from the annotation of a GenBank genome assembly. NCBI's taxonomy places the organism in Eukaryota, Viridiplantae, Streptophyta, Magnoliopsida, Malpighiales, Salicaceae.